AUUCAAGAUGGCGCCUCAGGAGUUGUUGCUGUCCUGCCCGACGAGCUAAUAACGCAGCUGUUGGCUGAACACCGAGUUAACGCCUGGGAAUUUGUUCUGCGUUUAAUUAUUAAAUGCUUUUGCGCGUUAAGCCAUCUUUUCAAAUCAGUGAUACAUCCUCAUACUCCCCAGGAGAAAAGUCGCAGUCAGAAAGCAGUGGGUAGUCUGCCGGCCACAUAGCUAGCGUUAGCUAGCUUACGUCCAAUAGUAGAAGUUAGUUGUGGACUUCUCUCGUACAGUUUGUAAUGUUUUGGGACGUUUUAUUAUUUUGGACAUCGAUAUGUCGCUCAGAGAGUUGAAAGUCUGCCUGCUUGGGGACACGGGGGUGGGAAAGUCAAGUAUUGUGUGGAGAUUCGUGGAGGACAGCUUUGAUCCCAACAUUAAUCCUACAAUUGGAGCUUCAUUUAUGACGAAGACUGUACAAUACCAAAAUGAGCUCCAUAAAUUUCUUAUCUGGGACACUGCAGGACAAGAAAGGUUUCGUGCCCUUGCCCCUAUGUACUACAGAGGCUCAGCAGCAGCCAUCAUUGUGUAUGACAUCACUAAAGAGGAAUCCUUUCAGACUCUGAAAAACUGGGUAAAGGAGCUUCGCCAGCAUGGACCUCCCAACAUAGUGGUGGCCAUCGCUGGAAACAAAUGUGAUCUCUCUGAUGCCAGAGAAGUGCCUGAGAAGGAUGCCAAGGACUAUGCUGAUUCCAUCCAUGCUAUUUUUGUUGAAACUAGUGCCAAGAAUGCUAUUAACAUCAAUGAAAUCUUCACAGAGAUAAGUCAAAGGAUUCCAGUUUUAGACACGGGUGGCAGCUCAGGAGUCCGAGGCUUCAAGCUGCGUCGUGAACCAUCCGACACAACCAGAGAACGCGCUUGCUGCUGAUGCAGUCCCAUGCAAUUAGGCCAAAACUUCUUUCUAAUGUUCUCCUACCUCUCACUUGAUCACUUAGGAGAGUAGAAAAGAGGACAGUGAUGUUAUAGAGGAAGUUCAAAAAGCCCAUCAAUCUCAACCUGAAUCUGACGCUUUUAGGAAUCCAGUUCUGUUUACAAUAUCUCUCCACCCACCCAUGUGUCUGUCUCUCUGUUGUCUUCUAUGGUGAGAAGAUUAGAGGGUUGCUAUACUGUAAGUUGCUAGCCCUUUUCAGCUUCACUAAAAGCUUUAGUCUUUAUCACUACAUGUUGCUGCCUAUCCAGACUGACACAGUUCCAGCAGUCCUUCCAAUCAGUCUCUCUAGACUUAAUUUCCAUUCUUUAUUUUAAUAUUUACAAGAAAUAGGAGGGGAAAGAGAUUGAUUUAUCUCUCUCAUACCUGUUUAGCCAAAGCCCAUCAAUAUACACCUUUAUGUGCCUCUAUGAGGCUCUUAUGGAGUUAUUUGUAACCCUUUAUAUUUUCUUCAAAAAAGUUUAAUGUCAGAAUUAUUACAAGAGUGCUAAUUAAAGAGUAGCAACUAAGAGAGCAGUAUAGAGGCAACUUUAUGCAUGAUCAACUCUUUAGUGGUACUUUUGAGUAUAGUUCUCCCAAGUUCUCCCUGAAGAAUGUGUCAAAAUUUGUCCUUUGUGGGUUGUUUUUUUUUUUUUUUAAGGCUUUCAGGGCUACAGUCAAUAGGGGCAUUUGUGGCCUGAUCAAGCAGUCACAAAAAUUUGCUUUAUGUUUUGCAUAGUGAAUACAGGUGUUUUUUUUUUUUUUUUUUUUUUUUUUUUUUUUUUUUUCUUCAGGCAAAAUUAUAGUUCCAGUUUCUUCCCCAAAUUAAUCAGUUUCUGGCCUGUCCUGUUAAAUGAAGUCCUACUGAAGUAAAUGAUCUUCUGAAAUUAUUCACCCAUAGUUAUUGUGGCGUGAUCCUUUUAGGGACUUGCAUAAAAGGACAGAAUACUUGCAUGGUUUAAAAGAAUAUAUGGAUCAUGGUGAGUGACUAUAAUUGCAGCUUUUCUUGAAAUUGCUGUUUUGCUGUUAAAAAAACAGCAGAAAAAAGGCCUCUGUAUACUUGGUUCUAAUUCUUUUUGAAGUCUUUGAAAAUGCUAUUUUUUAUUUAUUAUUAUUUUUUAAAAAGUUAAAAAGAGGAAAAUAUGGGGAUAUACUCCAUGUUCUCCCACAAUGUAAGUUUCAAGCUUGGUCCUCAUGUUACUCUACUAGAGCUUUGUGUUCUCCGAUACACAAGAUUUGUUUGUUUUUUAGUAGUCAAGUUCAUUAGCCUGUGAUUUGUUAUUCAGGCUUCACUUUUUUUUUUUGUCUACAGCCCAUCAAAACUCCUGUACAAAAUGCACAUUGUUGGAGUAUGCGUUGUCCCUGUAUCUGAACAGUCCCUUCCAAAGUGUUUUAAACAUGUUGGAAAAAAUUGUGCUCCAUCUUGCCAAACUGUGCAGAGCAAAAGUACAAGUAUAGUUGGAGUCUGUUGUUAAGACCUCUUCUACUCUACAAUGGAAGCUCAUUAUAUAGGAACUGCAUGGAUUUAAAAAUCAUCUCAACCUCUGUAAUUCCUGAGACUCACUCAUAUGUGACAAAAGAAUGUUUGAAGAGUAAUGACCCUUGUGUAUGUUUGUGAGCAUGCCAUACAUUAGAGAUGCGUCAGGUCAAGAAUGACAUCUGAAUUUGCAAAGAUACUCUCAGUAAUUUGGGCAAGGAAUUUUAUUAUAGACAUGGCUAAUUUGCAUAUAACUAGAAGUUUCACAGAUACCUAGUUGUACCCCUUUGUAAUUUUGGUCCUGUCUAAAUAUAGCCUUUUUAUAUUAUUUUAUAAUUAUGCUUAAUCUUGAGAAGCCAGACCAUAGAUAGAUAGAUAGAUAGAUAGAUAGAUAGAUAGAUAGAAAGAAAGAAAGAAAGAAAGAAAGAAAGAAAGAAAGAAAGAAAGAAAGAAAGAAUUUGCAAGGAUUUCUAGAAUAAGUUAAUUGGCAUCCUGGAAGGCUGACUCAAUGUUGGCAGAAUUGCUCUAUAUGCUAACUUUUCACAUGCUUUCAAAAGCUCAACUUUUAACAGUUAGGCAACCAAUUCUGUGAAUUAAUUGGUUACCAAUUCUCAGCCAUUUUGGCCAUGUGCGUUAUUAUUAUUUAGCAGCAGGUCAUUUUCUCUUUUGGGAUGAGAUUUUCGGUUCACCCUUGUAUAGCUUUUACAUAUAGACUUUAUUUGUUGUUGUUUUUGUGUUUUUGUUUUAUUUUGGGAAGGUGGGUGAUUUGUUUCAGGUGGAGCUAAGUUUUUUUGCCACCCAAUAAGUACUAACACCAUUCUGUUUGACAUUAAACCCCCACCAAAAGUCAUCAGAUCCCUUUUUUUGCUUGGGCUUUCACAGUUUAUUGACAUAUUAAGAACAUGUACAUUACUGUGGUUGAGUUUGAAGAGAAAGUCACUUUAAAUAGAAAUAUAGAACCCAUACAAAAUAUACAUGGUUAAUGUAGCAACAUGGCAAACUAUGAUCCUCUAAUUAGCACUUUUAACACUGUCUUCUGUGGCCAUGAUGAGCAAUAUGUGCCUUCAGUUGUGUCUUGUUUUUGUUCUCCUUCCCCUGUUAUUGAUAUGAAUGUUUAGCUUAUAUUUACUUCUUAAAGCCACAUCUAUUUUCUGCAUAUAGCUAGAGUUCUUGGCUCCAUGGAAUGGGAGAAUAUGUGAUUAUUAUGCAUCCUUUGGCUUGAUUUAAAGUAAAGAUACAGUAAGGUUUUAAAAUGUAGAGAAUUGGAGUUGUAAAGGUCAGAUUAGUAUCACAAGUUGUAAAUGUCCAGAUAUAAAACUAUACGUCUUGCACUCUAUCUUAUGUUCUUCAUAUUUUUUUUCUUAUUUGUGCCAUCUAAAAAGCUGUUUUAUUAUGAAAUGUGGGUCAAAAAAGUGUUCAUUUUAUUGUAUAUAUGUAGGGAGCAUUGUAUUACAUCCAAGUUGUCAGUCUAUCUAUCUAUCUAUCUAUCUAUCUAUCUAUCUAUCUAUCUACCUAUCUACCUAUCUACCUAUCUACCUAUCUACCUAUCUAUCUCACACACACAUCUGGUACUCCCAAGACCACACAACUUGACAUUCAGCUUCAAUUCUCGAGGUGUGACUGGCUUUGAAUAGAAUAGCAUGCCAAAUUCGUGCUGUUAAGUUUGAUUCUUCACUUGGUCAGCAGUGUAGGAUGAAUUGCUUUCAUGUUCUGUAAAAUGGCAACAAUCUUGGGCGGGUCCUAAGAAUGUGUGAUGUGUUUUGUUUUGUUACCAUGGGACAUGUUGGAUAUAUGACCUGAUUUAGUCAUUUGAAUGGUGUUGUAGUUUACACAUUUACCUUGUAUUGCAAUAUUUACAAAGCGACUAAUUUAACCCAUCCAAAUAAUCAAUUAUUGUAUAAUUUUGUACCAUUAUUUUCCUUUUCAUUGUUUUGAUUUGUUGUUUCUCAUGCUUGCAAACAAAAUGGCUUAAAAAUCACAAAAGGGAUAUGUUGAGCUGUUUAAUGGCAAUAAAAUGGGGCGGGACACUUUU
This is a messenger RNA of Pygocentrus nattereri (red-bellied piranha), 4458 nucleotides long. It is a transcript of the gene rab22a, whose product is annotated as RAB22A, member RAS oncogene family. The transcript has 7 exons. Gene Ontology annotation, molecular function: GTP binding; GTPase activity. The record is from RefSeq and is a predicted model, not a curated record. NCBI's taxonomy places the organism in Eukaryota, Metazoa, Chordata, Actinopteri, Characiformes, Serrasalmidae. Bases 320 to 910 code for a protein of 196 amino acids.